UUAAGCUUUAUUUCCGGGUCACCCCCACACCUCACAUGUUUACACAAUUGACUAUUACUAGGUUUGUACUAGAUCCGCGAUAACACUCGUGAGUUGUAAACGAUGUCAAGAGGUUAUUAUCAAACGAUAGUUGUGUACCGACAGUCUAUACUAUCGUUUAUGGUUUACGUAGUCGUAUAGAGGCUAGCUUAACAUUUAUCAUUUAGAGCACAACUCACCGAGCCCAUGUUUUAUGUGCUAUAGAAGUUUACAUUCAGCUGUAUUCUCUUAUCUUAUUAUUCGGCAUAAAAAUCAUUCAGCGUAACCAGAUACUCAACUUGCGACAGAAUUUUAUUUUUUGUCCUGCGUAAGUUCCUGACUUCAGUGGACAGGCUUUGCACCGACUGAUGUUUACACCUUAACGUCAUGCUAACUCUCUGUGUCAGACACGUCUUGUCGAGGCGUUUAUCCUCGUUUACAUCCAAACACUGCACCAGAAGAAGAUGCAGCACAUCACACACUGAUGGUCUGGACCAGGCCAGCACACUGCUGCGGCUUUGCGUUGACAGACAUUACAUUUCCCCUGGUCAGACUAACAUAGAGCUCUUUGAGCGUGGCAUGUGCUGCAGCUAUGGACCUCUGGGCAUGGAGCUGAGGAAAAACCUGCUGGACCAGUGGUGGCACUCUGUAACCCGCUCCAGAGCUCAGGUUUUUGGGAUAAACACUCUGAGCAGCAGCAGGGACAAAGCAGUAGAUGAACUGGGGCAACUACGGAUUAUUGAAUCUGAUCAUUUAAAGCAAAUACUCGACAAGAAGGAGCUGAGCAAGAAUCAACUGAUCCAGGAGGUACACAUGUUCUUGCAGAGAUCCCCGUCUAUGAGAAGAAGCUUACUUCAAGGCGCCUUGGAGGAGUUCGUCCCCUCACUGGAGCUGGUGAACAAGAAGCUACCGUUUGGACUGGCCGAGACGGGCCCGUGUUUCCAGCCUUCAGAUGGCUCUGGUUGUCCAUCUGAGGUCACGCAGACGUCUCUAGUGUGGUUCUGCUCCCCUCGCACCUCAUCUCAGUGGCUGGAUCACUGGAUGAGGCAGAGGCUGAAGUGGUGGCGGAAAUUCGCCUUGUCCCCAUCUGACUUCAGUAGCAGUGAGGUCCCAGAGGAGGAGCUGGAAGAGGCAGCAUCUUGUGGUGUGAGGAUCACUUACAAUUUCCCGUGGGGACCAAAGUCCCUGGAGACACUGUGGAGUCGAGGAAAUGCUGAGCUGCUGCAUGUGCACAAAGGAGUCCGCUCCAAACUGCAGUGCCGAGAUGGACGCAAGUCAGUUCCUCACGUUGUCUCUAUAACUGGAAACAUGGACCGUGGUGCGAUGGCUUUUCUGUCCAACUCACUCCAGGAGCUAAAAAGAGAAGAUGGCAAGCAGAAGCUGCUGCAGAGAAAGGUUCUGAAGUUGCAUCCGGUGUUGGCUCCAGUCAAAGUGGCUCUGGACAUUGCAAGGGGAGGCACUAUGGAGCUGAGACAUGUUUGUGAAGGCCUUCUGCAGGAGUUUUUGGAAGCUAAGAUCUCUAUAUGGCCUGGGUAUCUUGAAACUCUGCCAACAUCAAUGGAGCAGCUGAACGCCAGAUAUGAUGAGAUGGGAGUUCUUUUCACUGUGGUGAUUAGCGAGAACACAUUGGAGAGCGGCCUCCUUCAGGUUCGCAGCAGGGACACAACCAUCAAAGAGACCAUGCACAUCUCUGAGAUCAGGAAAUUUCUGUCUAGAUACAUUUCUGCAGCUGACAACACCUAAGCAUGUUUUUUGUCUGAAAACUGUAAGGACACUGAAUAUUGUGCUGCCUCAGUUUUGCAUUUCAUCUCCGCACAAAACUGUGACAUGUCCACUUGGGAUUAAGCACUUAAUUAAAAUAAUUCUUCUCUUA
Mugil cephalus (flathead mullet) is the source of this 1891-nucleotide messenger RNA. RefSeq names its product polymerase (DNA directed), gamma 2, accessory subunit (gene polg2). Gene Ontology annotation, cellular component: cytoplasm; mitochondrion. The transcript is spliced from 8 exons. The record is from RefSeq and is a predicted model, not a curated record. Lineage: Eukaryota; Metazoa; Chordata; Actinopteri; Mugiliformes; Mugilidae. Gene Ontology annotation, biological process: mitochondrial DNA replication. Bases 406 to 1761 code for a protein of 451 amino acids.